AUGCAAAUCAAAGAUGAAGGAGCAUUGACGUUCCCUGGUAAAUUAAAGGGCGAUCCCAACAAAAGGCCAAGGGACAAGUAUUGUCGCUUUCACCGAGGCCACGGACACAACACAGCCAACUGCUACGACCUGAAGCAGCAAAUUGAGGCCCUUAUCGGGCAAGGGAAGCUACAGAGGUUCGUCAGCAGGGAAAGAAUAGAAACGCAGGAGGAACAGGCCUCACGACGGGAGAACGAGCACCCUAGACCACCUAUAGGGGACAUAAGAAUGAUCGUAGGGGGCACAGCCACAGCCGAAUUUUCGAAGAAAACCCGCAAAACCUACCUCAGGAUGGUCCAUAGCGUCCAACUCACAGGAUCCGUACCAAAGAUGCCGCGAAUAGAUUACCCCGUCAUAAGAUUUUCGGAGGAUGACGCUCAGAGACUUCACCAUCCUCAUGACGACGUACUUGUGGUCAGCUUGCAAAUGAGGGAUUAUAACAUGCAUCGGGUCCUCGUCGACAACAGCAGCUCAGCAGACAUUCUGUACUAUCCAGCAUUCCAGCAAAUGAGAAUCGAUAGGGAAUGGUUGACCCCAAUGAAUGCCCUACUUGUGGGAUUUGGGGGUACGAAGGUGUUCCCCUUGGGUGCAAUAACACUAGCUGUGACGGCAGGUGACUAUCCCCAGCAGAUCACUAAGGAGGUCACGUUUCUCGUAGUCGAUUGCUCGUCCUCCUACAAUGCCAUCCUCGGGCGACCCACUCUCAAUUCCUGGAAGGCAGUAACUUCAACAUACCACCUGAUGAUCAAAUUUCCGACGGAAUAUGGGGUGAGAGAACUGUGGGGAAAUCAAAUAGCAGCGCGGGAAUGUUAUAUUGCCAUGUUAGAAAUGGAGGAUCAGCAGUAA
Molecule: messenger RNA, 885 nt
Organism: Quercus lobata
Lineage: Eukaryota; Viridiplantae; Streptophyta; Magnoliopsida; Fagales; Fagaceae
Exons: 1
Coding region: 1-885 (294 amino acids)
Source: RefSeq, a predicted model, not a curated record